Molecule: messenger RNA, 408 nt
Organism: Kwoniella shivajii
Lineage: Eukaryota; Fungi; Basidiomycota; Tremellomycetes; Tremellales; Cryptococcaceae
Exons: 3
Coding region: 1-408 (135 amino acids)
Source: RefSeq, a predicted model, not a curated record
AUGAAAUUAUCACUUGACUCGCUGUCAUAUCUAGCUUCACCCAGACCAGCCACUUCCAGGAGCGCCACAGGUUCUAGAGCUUCUACCGCUUCCACUCAGCAACCUGUUGCCGGCGGUGACGUGGCACGGUUCCCUCGAGAAUCAAGUGCAGCUUCUAGAGCUUCUACCACUCCUGGCGUGGCCGGAGGACCUCUUGGACUCGAUCGCGCUCGAAUGCCGCAGGACCCUAGCGAAACCCCAUCGAGAGCCGGCACAGCAUCCGCCGGACAAUCCACCGCGGGAUCUAGCAAAUCUAGCACAAAUCCCAAUACUCCUUAUGGAGGUCUAGUCACCCGCCCCAGCGAAUCUUCUACUCAAGGUGGUACUAGUGAGUUGAUAAAACUUCUGCCGAAUGGUCUACGACCAUGA